Messenger RNA from Venturia canescens, 1684 nucleotides. RefSeq names its product chymotrypsin-2-like. Gene Ontology annotation, molecular function: serine-type endopeptidase activity. Gene Ontology annotation, biological process: proteolysis. The coding region runs from base 233 to 1003 and encodes 256 amino acids. The record is from RefSeq and is a predicted model, not a curated record. The transcript has 5 exons. Lineage: Eukaryota; Metazoa; Arthropoda; Insecta; Hymenoptera; Ichneumonidae.
CGUUUUGAGUGUUUAAGAAUAUCGUCAGUGUUUUUACGCAAUUCACCAAUUAAAGAUUGCGACAAUUAAAUAAGACAUUUCCUCACUACAUCAUGGCAAGAGAUUUUUAUCUCGAAUCGUCAAUAUUUGGCUGGCUUGCAGCCGGAGAUAAAAGUGGAAAAUUUUCGUAUAAAAAGAGCGAAGUGUUUUUCGUUAUUACAAUUGUACAAUCGAAAUUCAUCCGGGAUUCAAGAUGGUUAUUCGAUAUGGUUUCUUACUGAUUGCCUCCGUUGUUUUCUUAGGAACAGUGACGAAUGCUUUGCCACCGAAAAAAAUAAUCGGUGGUCAAAGAGCCGCUCCUGGUGAAUUUCCGUAUCAAGUUUCGUUGAGGAUCGAUGGCAAACACAUGUGCGGUGGAGCGAUAAUUAGCAAACGUCACAUUCUUACCGCUGCUCAUUGCGUCGUUGGGGUCACAACAAAGCCCUAUACAAAUAUCGUCGUCGUAACCGGAUCGGUAAAGAGUAGAGCCGGCCAAACUCACGUUGUGAAGUCGGUUAUGUAUAAUCCCCUCUGGGUCAGAGGACCUGUCGGUAUCCCGAAUGACAUUGCGAUUGUUCAGUUGGCCAGGGAUAUGCACUUCGAUGCAAACCAAAGGGAAGUUGCGUUGCCAAAGUUGCCGACGCCCGGCGGGAUGAUGGGAACGGUGACCGGAUGGGGCUACCUGGCUCCCGGUGCUCUCGUGACUGCGGAGGAUCUCAUGAAGCUCCAGGUUAAAUCCAUAAGCGCUUCCGAGUGCCACAGCCUUUUUGCUGGAAUGGCGCAGAUUCAUCCACAACAGAUUUGUAGCCUCGGCAUGCCGGGACGUGGAUUCUGUCAGGGUGACAGUGGUGGUCCUUUCGUCGUCAACAAUCAGUUGGUUGGCAUCGUCUCUUUCAACGUUCCUUGCGCCAAAGGCUUGCCGGAUGUCUACACCAGCGUUUAUCACUUCCUCGAUUGGAUUGAUAAAGCCAUCAAACUGCACUAACUCCAGCGAUUUAGCAAUAGUUUUUUCAUUUUAUCAUUUAUAUCGUCAAUUUUCGUGGAGUAAUAAAACUGAAAAACAAAAUCGUCGGUUUGUCCAAGCGUCAUAAUCUCUUGCUGCGAUAGCCGCUCAAUUUCAACGGGAAAUAUUCGAUCUCACACCCGAAAGUGUGUAAACAAAAUUUCGGGUGAUAAAUGAGCAAUCUAAAUAAAAAAAUAUCCGCUGAUGCCGCGGGCUCGAGUUCUUUCUGGAGGCAAAUCGAGCAUCGAAUCGUCGCGUAAUUACGUUACGUCCAGUUAUCGUAACCUCGGAAGAAUAUCGAGCAUAAACAUUCAUCGCCCAAGCGGAUGCAAUAUGGAAUGGAGGAACGCAAGUGCGUUGGAUAAAUACGAAAUUCGGAAUGGACCGUAUAUAAAUGCUCGUAGCAUCUCGAGUAAACUGCGCAUUAUCGCGUUUGGUUUUCAUCCAGUCAGGCAGAUGAGGACAAAAAUGCAUUUCUCACAACUAGUUCUUUCCGCAGCUACGAUCCUCAGUGUUUUUGUAGGUACAAAUGGGAAAGCGCCGAGUCGUGUAGUCGGCGGUGAGGAUGCAAACAUCGGCGAAUUCCCAUACUCGGCAGCGGUAUUCAAGAAAAACAAGCAAAUAUGUGGAGGUUCGAUAAUUGGGAGCCGCCAUAUUCUUACG